Messenger RNA from Vollenhovia emeryi, 3175 nucleotides. Its product is annotated as protein big brother-like. Bases 305 to 1084 code for a protein of 259 amino acids. Gene Ontology annotation, biological process: regulation of transcription by RNA polymerase II. The record is from RefSeq and is a predicted model, not a curated record. Gene Ontology annotation, molecular function: sequence-specific DNA binding; transcription coactivator activity. NCBI's taxonomy places the organism in Eukaryota, Metazoa, Arthropoda, Insecta, Hymenoptera, Formicidae. Gene Ontology annotation, cellular component: nucleus; core-binding factor complex. The transcript has 3 exons.
UUUCGGAGCACCAGUCUUCACCGAAGCACCGCAUCGUGCGUGUCGUAGCGAGAGUGUUACCUCGCAAUCAUCUCGUGGUGAGUCGCGCGCAGGAGAAUACGAGGUCACUCCUCGUCCUGUCACCUUUCGGGCUUGUUCCCCCCUACUCCGAGGAGCGGCGAUCUCUCGCUCGGUAUCUCGUAUACACGCGGGGGUUGAAAGUGGUGAACAUACAGUCGCGAUCCAGCUCGGUCUCCGCGACGAGAAGGAGGAGGCAGUGUUCGAAAGAUUCGGGCCCCUUCGUCCCUAUCCCGUGGCGACGAAGAUGAUGCACGCAAUGAGCGAGCACGCGGGCGUGGGUGUACUACCAUUCGACGGAAUGGGUCUGUACGAGCAGCCGCGGCCGCCCCGUUUAGUCUUCAAGAUGCCGCGCGUCGUGCCCGAUCAGAAAGCCAAGUUCGAGAGCGACGAGCUGUUCAGAAGGCUUAGUCGCGAGAGCGAGGUGAGAUACACCGGUUAUAGAGAUCGGCCGCUCGAAGAACGUCAAGUACGCUUCCAAAAUGGCUGUCGGGAAGGCCACACGGAGAUCGCGUUCGCGGCGACGGGCACCAAUCUCCAGCUUGUGUUCGGCAACGCGUCCGGGAGCUAUCCCGUCGAUCCCAACGACUGCGACUUCGACAAGGAACACGGCAAGGUACACUUACGCUCGCACUUGAUCAUGAACGGAGUGUGCGUGAGGUGGCGAGGCUGGAUUGACCUGGACCGGCUGGACGGCGUCGGCUGUCUCGAGUACGACGAGGAGCACGCCGCCGAGGAGGACGCGCUCCUGCGCGACCAGCUCGAGCGUUACAACCAGCGGCUGCGCGACUUCGAGGAGAAGCAACGUACCUACCGGGGUGGCCCGGCGUCGGCGCAGCCGCCUCAUCUCAAUCAUCACUAUCACCACGACACGCACCACGCGACCAGCCACCACCAUCACCAUCACGGCCACCACAGCCGGCACGUGGGCGGCGCGGGUGCCACGGGUGCCACCGCGACCGGCAUCGAGCCCCACUUGCCACAUCGCCAGGAUCCCGAGAUGGAGGUGCGACUACGGGCCUACUGAGGCUUGCGUAGACUCUCCGACUGUCCCCGAUGAUGGUAAACGACGACGAGUCCCCUUUCGGUCUCUCGAGGGUGACGCCCGUCGUGCCCCAGCGCGAAACGGAAUUUACGGCCCGACGAGGAACGAUACCGAUGCCCGGCCUGUUCUGCGACGUCAACGAGCGUGUUCGCGUGCCGUCUGAUCUCUAACGAAAAAAUUACUAGUCAAAUUUGAGUGAUAUGUAAUUAUUAAAAGUAAUUUUCGUUAUAGCUCUGGCUGUUAAUCGGCGCCUUCGCGGAUCUGCACGCUCGGUGGAAAUGUCCAUUUCGCUGCCCAGCUUACUUAAAAUACCCCGGCUAUAGCCGGAUUUUGUGAUACGCGAGCUUUGCUCUGAGGAGCUAGCGGGUCCUCGGGAGAUUUUUAAAAAGCCAUAUGGCGUUUCCUUCUUUCUUGGUACCGUAGACUCGCGUUUUACAGCGUGCUUUUAACGACGGUGACACAACGAUAACCGGUCUUCAUUCAAAUCCGCGAUUAUAAUUUUAAGUAUAUUUUUGUAGAGACGCGCGUCCCACGGAGGGCAAAGCGGGGUUUCUGCCGUCGAACGAUCGGUUGAUGAAAUCGAUGUUUACGGCGUCCCGUCUUGCGCAAAAGGAAAGCUACUCAACACCACGUGGGGAGUUAUGGGAUGUUCCGUAAAUAAAUAAUAUCGGAUAAAUAAUAUUGGCUCGCGUGGACUCGAGAGUUUUCAACGACAGAUAUUAUUUAUUUAAUCGUUCGAUUUUGGUGAAUUUCUCGCAAAACGUUCGAUCAGGCUCACGUAAUUAUUUUGUCUCGACGGACGUUGCUCCGUUUGUGUAAUUAAUCGAACUUCAGGGAAGUUGUUGGCGAAGCUGUAUGUAAAUAUACUUAAAGUUGACCCACAGUUAUAAAAAAAAAGCAAUUGUUAUAUAUAAUUAUAAAAGUUUUGUGUAUAAUAUAUUUAACGAUUCGAGUCCGAUGCUUUCCGACAUUUUAUCGCGGUUUUUCCUCACGGGAAAAUAACUUUUUCGACUUGUGCGUCAUUUAGCGCUUUCAAAUACGCGCGAUGAAGGCCGGGAUCGACCCUGACCUUACCAUUACUAAUCAUCCGCGCAAUCUUUCCGUUUACAUCGUUGAUAUCCGAGUACGACUUUUCCUCACAGGUGUCGAAUGUUUCCACGCAUGUCAGGUACCAAAAUGAAGGAGGCCGUUUCACGAAGACGUUACAUCAUUUUAUCAUUAAAAUGAUAAAAUAAUGCGCGUCUGACCUGCCAAAUAAGCGUUCGAAAAUUAAGGCGCUCGUAGCGCGUACAUUUUACGCUUUAACCCUGCAAAUUUUCAGGCCGCGUGACUGAACCAAGCACCGAUCUUAAACAGCAUUAUAUUGAGAUACAAUUUAACGUAAUUUUUACAAUAUAUUCCGUCAUGGAGCAACAAUAAUUGAUUAGCUCCGUCGCAGAACAGGCACUUUUAUAUCAGACAGCGUGAUUUGGCGUACAUCUUUGAGAACGCGUUUUACCCGCGAUGCUUCCUUUUAUUAAUUAUCUUAACACCUCUGAGCAUUUUAAAAGAAAUAUACACUUCUGCGAAUAUAAAAAAUUUAUGCAUCUACGAAUCUAUCUUCUCUUCCAAAUACGUGCGAUCCUCUCUCUAAUUUAGUAAUUCAAUUGACGUUGUCGAGCCUCGUAAUUUUUCAUGGAAUAAAUCUUUUAUAUAGAAGUAAUGUCUCGUGACUACUGAACAGAGGAAAGAGAGAAUCGGUUUCCAAAUUUUACGUGAAAGGUAUCGUGUCUUGAAUCGUCUUCCGCUGUCGCGAGAAAGGGCCGUCGCGAGUUUCGCGACGCAUCUCGCAGAGGCACAAUGGCCGUAACGAUUGUAUCAUCGAGUGUACGACGGCUCGCCGGUGAUGGAAUACGUGAAUCACGAUGAUUCCCGGCGUUCGGCUAACGAGCACGAUGAAUCAUCUGUCGAUCGUUGCGUCUGCUUGCGUUUCACGUUUAAGUUGAACACGCGAUCGUCGUGAGGAGGAAACUUUUUGUUACAUUGUACAUAUUUGUAAAGAGUUUAUAAAUUAAAGAUAUCAUUUGCGUCGUA